Molecule: messenger RNA, 2515 nt
Organism: Megalopta genalis
Lineage: Eukaryota; Metazoa; Arthropoda; Insecta; Hymenoptera; Halictidae
Gene: Ns2
Product: nucleostemin 2
Cellular component (GO): nucleolus
Molecular function (GO): GTP binding
Source: RefSeq, a predicted model, not a curated record
AAUGCGCCUUUCUCCAAAAGAAACACACGUGUAACCCUAACCUAUUUUCCAAACAUUUGAAAGAGGUGGUUGUGAUGCAGACGCUUCUGUAAUUUAUGUUGAUAAAUUAAUUUACAAUAUUUAGUUGUAUAAAACUUCGAACUCAUAAUUAUUAUUUCCAAAUAUAGAUACAUUACAAUAAAGAUAAGAUGGCGAAAUCAAGAGUUACAAAUAAACCUCCGCGUAAGGAAGGAUUUAAUCGUUCUAAACACAGCAUGAAUCCAGAACGACCUACGGAAGGAUUAAAAGGUGUAGCAAAAGUACGAUCAAAAGCAACAAUUAGAAGACUACAAAUGUACCGUAACCAAAAGCCAAAACGUGAUCGUACUGGAAAAAUAAUUAGUCCCGCACCUUUCCAAGGAUGGCAACCUUCUGGUACUAUGUCUCGCGUAGAACCUUCACAAAGAUGGUUUGGCAAUUCGAGAGUAAUAUCACAAAAUGCCUUACAAAAAUUUCAAGAUGAAUUAGGGAAAGCUAUGAAAGAUCCUUAUAAUGUAGUUAUGAAGCCCACGCAAUUGCCAGUGACUCUUCUUCAACAGAAGGCUGUAAACGCAAGAGUACACUUGUUAGACACAGAAAGUUUUGAAAGUGUCUUUGGUCCGAAGAAGCUAAGGAAAAAACCAAACUUAACAAUAUCAUCUUACGAUGAAUUACAAAAAUUAGCAGAAGAAAAAGAGGAGACAUAUAAUAAAGAGAAAGACAUAAAAGAUGUAGAUCUAGUACGCCCUGAUACUGGUAUGAGAGAUGCACAAAGAGACUGGGUCAUGGCAGCUGGACAAAGUAGAAGAAUUUGGAAUCAGUUGUACAAGGUCAUAGAUUCAUCUGAUGUUAUUUUACAAGUUUUAGAUGCCAGAGAUCCAUUAGGAACCAGAUCUCCUCCAAUAGAAAAAUUUCUCAAGGAAGAAAAGCCUCACAAGCAUUUAAUGUUUAUUUUAAACAAGGUAGACCUUGUACCAACAUGGGUCACACAAAGAUGGGUGGCCAUUUUAAGCGCAGAAUAUCCAACAAUAGCAUUCCAUGCUUCACUGACACACCCAUUUGGCAAAGGUUCAUUAAUAAAUCUGUUAAGGCAAUUUGCAAAACUACACAUAGAUAAGAAACAAAUUAGUGUAGGUUUCAUAGGGUAUCCCAAUACAGGAAAAAGUUCGAUUAUAAAUACUUUGAGAUCAAAGAAAGUAUGUAAUGUUGCACCAAUAGCAGGUGAAACAAAAGUAUGGCAAUACAUUACUCUGAUGCGUCGCAUUUAUUUAAUAGACUGUCCAGGUAUAGUGUACCCAUCAGCAGAAACUGAUACAGAAAAAGUUUUAAAGGGUGUAGUGAGAGUUGAACGUAUUCAAAACCCUGACGACUAUGUUUCAGAUGUAUUGUCACGUGUAAAGCCAGAAUAUAUACGGAAAACUUAUAAAAUAGCAGAAUGGAGCGAUCACAUAGACUUUUUGGAGAAAUUAGCUUGCAAAAGCGGUAAAUUAUUGAAAAAGGGUGAACCAAAUAUUGUCAUAGUUUCACGUAUGGUUUUGAACGAUUGGCAGCGUGGUAAAUUACCUUUCUAUGUUGCCCCUCCUGGAUUUGAAGAACCCUUAUCAAAAAUAACAACCAGUGAUGAAUCUCCUACAGAAAAUAAUGACACUCAAACAGAAAAUAAUAAUGUCGAAGCAACAGAAAAUAAAGAAGAAAAUGAACAGCCAAAACUUGACCUAGCUGUGAUACAAGAUUUUAGAAAAAUACGAGUUGGUUUGCCGUAUUCAAGGGAUGAUCUUAAAAAUGAUUUAUACGUUAUGAAUAAUGAAGAAGAUAGCUCCACUGAAUCAAACGAGAAUGACAAUGAUGCAGAUGAAAAUCAGGAAAAAUCUAUUAUAGAGUUUGAAGAUGAAGAAGGAGAACCAAAGAAAGACGAAGGAAGCAAUAAGAAUUCAGAAGAUGAAGGCAGUGAAGAAAUGGAUAAUGAUUAUUGCGAUGGCGAAAUUCGUCUUCCUUUAGAGAAAGACACUUUGUUGCAAAGUGCGUAUGAUAUGGUAGAAGAUCAGUAUGAUUCUAGCGACAGUGAGAUGUUUAAUACGAGAGCUGUAUCGGGUAGCGGGGCAUUCAAAGUUUUUUCUGUAUCUACUAAAACAGAAAAACAAACAGGAACAGAGAAAAAAUUAACAAGUAAACAGCGGCGAGCUUUGGAAAGAGCUAACAAACGGAAAAAGAUUGGUAGCAACUUUUACGAAGUUAGUAAUGUUAAGAAUAGAAACAGGAACAGAAGGGUUCCUAAAGUUAAAAGAAAAUAAUUUAUAGAUAACUAGGAUAGAUUAAAAAAAUUUUAAAUAGUGUAGUGUAGUAUUUAAUUUUAUUCUUCUGGUCUUGAGUCCUUUUUUAUCAAUAUGUUUGUACAAAAGUAUGAUCUAAUAAAUCUAUUUGUUGAAUGUUUAGUAAUAAAUCAAUUUCAAAAUGUUUAUAUGCAUUUUACUCAAUAAAUAAAUUUGUAAAAACCAAA